Physcomitrium patens is the source of this 5101-nucleotide messenger RNA. RefSeq names its product cytokinin dehydrogenase 4. The record is from RefSeq and is a predicted model, not a curated record. NCBI's taxonomy places the organism in Eukaryota, Viridiplantae, Streptophyta, Bryopsida, Funariales, Funariaceae. Gene Ontology annotation, molecular function: FAD binding; cytokinin dehydrogenase activity. Gene Ontology annotation, biological process: cytokinin metabolic process.
GUUCAAUUGAAUACUCAAUCUUUUGAAAUGUGCUGUAAUGUCAUUCUGUCAAGGUUUGAGAGCGCAUAUAAUCUCGGAUUUCUGCUCUGCUCCUUGUCCCGCCCAGAGUCUAUUGGUCUGUCAGCCUUUAGUGGGACGGCCCUUAUUUUAUAGUAGUUUUUAGCCAGCGUCAACUCUGAUAACCGUAUAUUAGAAAUAUAUUCCUAGAAUGUCGAGCAGAUCCUCCUCAAACACUUGGAUUGUGCCAUACAACAUUUACUUGCUCUAUCAAAUUUUCAAGCAUUAACUGGAUCAUUGAAGUUAGAGCUCAUCGGAGAGACAUAGAUGAAUAGAGAUAUUGGAACCUGAGCUCAUAAAAGAUGCACAUGACCACCCAAGCACGUAUGCGAGGGCAAAUCAACAGAUUCGAGUGAAUGUUAAGUGAUUGCCUUUUCCCAUCUUGUAACUUGGAAUAGGUCUGCAGAACAUUCGAAUCGUGAAUGUUGCAGAUUUCACCGUCUGUCAACCCCAGCCGCAGUUCAGAAUUGUAUCUAAAUCUAUGAGAAGGCUGAUGACUGGUAACCAGUCACCUUCUGCGCAGGCCUUUUGCGCCAUGACACCAUGCCCUGCUACUACGUUAUCGCAAACAGUUGACGGCUCCUACUGUAGUGACCCAGGGCAUUCAAGUAAUAAGUCAAUUCCUGAUUAAAGUUCACCGAUGCCCAUCAUAUUUACACAGCCGAGGGGAAAAAAAGCAAUUUCCACCUUUAGUUACCUAACGGUCUCGACAAAUUCAGAAAUGCUUCUCUAUGGCUUGUGGUUGCAGAGCUGCAGGACUUGCCCCUUGCAAAGGCUAUGAAAAAACUUACAGCUUCUUAAAAAAAGACAGGGGAACAUCUAUAAAGCAAGGACCUGGAAAAAUGGUGAUUUACCGUUGCAGCAAAGAGAUUUGACAUGCAAAUAGUAUUUGUAUGGGACUGAAUUGGACCCAAGUUCAUCAAAUGGGUCUGAAUACCCUAACAGUUUCUCUGCAUAUGAAACCGUGAAGUUGAGGUUAGAACCUACAAUCUUCAAGGGUGGGCUCAGAUUCCAGGGGAAUCCUGCAGAGGAGGAGAGCAACAUGCUCUGCUUCAGAAUCACCAGAGGUUCUAUAGGGGCAAGGUGCUAACUCAGUCCGGUGUACCGAACACCAAUUGUUGAAAUCUUACUCUGCCAUGGCGUUAUAAUACCCUCUGGGCAGCCCCAUAAAGUUACUAGCAGCCCGGAUUGGUGCAGGCUCAGAUCAAGGCAGCUCGUUGGAAUCUAAAAGAGACUACCACUGUAGAAUCCGAGUUUCUCUCCCUUGCUGUUUGAUGAGCAGUAUGUACCGUCCUCCUUUCUUAAAAGCGACCAGAUUUCACUGGGAUUGUUUUUCAAGCACAGCCUGCAGCACUGACCCGCAUUAAUUGCAGCUCCAUUUUCUACGAUAGUGCAGUCUUCGAGAUGGAUCGAGGUUGGAAGUUCUUAACACCAACCGAAGUUAACAUUCGCGACGUUGAAUGGUGUAAGAAUGUUUUGGCUUUGUACAUAAGGAAGUGCUUUCGAGUACGGAUGGAACUGAUCAAGUAUCCAAGAAAGUGUAAUUCCAUUGCGACUUGGUGGUAGGCCGGUAAUAGAGUGCUGGGUGAAGACUGGGUUGUGUAGAUUUCAAUGGAAAAGGACUCGUCGGAGAGGAAAGAGGUCAUUUUUACGGUUGCAAAUUUAGUGCUUCAAUGCAAAACAAUGUUUUGAGAUUCCAGCAAAGAAGAGGCUGUGGUAGAGUUCGCAGUUGCUGUCAUUUAACGUGUGCAAGUAUUUCAAGGUCGGUAUAUAUGGUUUUCGACUUCACUAAAGCGACUUGACACUGCUAACGUGCGGGAGGGCAGUUUGGCAAGGACCAGCCGUAGUACUCUCUGCAUGCAAUGCCAAAAUCGUUGCGCCAGAAGAUGCAAAUUGCACAGAUUGUUUUAAUUAUUGUCGUUGCGCUAGUCAGUCAGGGCAGUUAUUCAGGUGUAACUGUCUAAUUAUUAUUCGGUGGAUCAUAUCAGUGCAUGGCCUAGGCGUCAAAUUAUCCGAACCUGCAUCUUUCUCUGUCGUGGUUGCUCGGGUAAUGGUUCAAAACAGGAAUUAGUCGUUUCUGUACACUGGAUAGUGUAGCUAGUCAUGUCAACGAUCCAACUUGCGAUGCUUGACAGGGUCUGAGUCCAAAAACCAAGCAAAACGAGUGUGGAACAACACUGGUGGUAUGUCAUAGUUCAGGAUCUCCGAAUCAGAAUAUGACAGAUGAUCCGAGGAAUGUAAUUGAUGACAUCUAAAGUUGUCAGCGUUGCAGAGAUCCUGAAAGUAUAGAGUGCUGAGGCAUCAUUCAAUUGACGUAUACCACCACAUAAGGAGAGUUGUCCAGAGUAAAUCUUCCAGAGCUGGUUGAAUGGCAAGAGGUAUUCUAGUGUCUUGAGCUCUCUUAACCACCGUGAUUUAUAGAUUCACCUGAGGUUGGCUUGUUGAAGGAGGAGGCUUCGGGAAGCAUUCAAGGAAGUUUGUAACAAGGUCCUUUGUUCUGCGUUUCUCAUCAGCAAGCAAGACGCGACCUUUUUCUUUGGACAACACAAGUAAUAGAUGGUCACCAUGGUUCUAUUGCCAGACAAGCAAUUCACCCAGGAGCUGAUCCAGGUUCAGGAAAAACUGAUCUUUUUGAACACUGCUGAGGACUACAAUAGAACAACUCCGUUUGCAUUGGCUAGUAAAGUUCAUUUUAUACAAAGUCGAAGGAGAAAGACAGUUCGGCUAUAUCCUCGUUACGGCUCAUCUCUGAGCAACAUGAUUUAUGUCUGCAGUCCUGGAAGCUGUACCAGACUGGCGUGGAGCAUCGCGUCUUUGACCCUCUUGGUGUGUUUGCUUCUCGUUAGGGGUCGCAUGGGAGAACAUGGCGACGAGCUUUCUCCCUUGUCGACGAUCCAUGAACAGGGGUCUAGUCUUUCCUUCAGAGACCACGCUCUCCUCUCGUCCUUGCGUCUAGACGGUUCUCUCACAUUCUCUAACACUUCGUCUGCUGCAUCCGACUUCGGCCGCAUUCGAUACUCGUUACCUGGAGCUAUUCUGUACCCAAAGUCAGUUCGCGACGUUGAGUUGGCAGUCCGCGCUGUGCAAAGCUCUAAGGGUUCGGGUCUCACGCUUGCUGCGAAGGGCAGUGGUCAUUCGGUGCACGGACAAGCUCAGGCGCUAAGAGGGGUAGUCAUAGAGAUGUCGACUUUGAAGGGCAUCAAGGUUGCUCCGAAUGGAGAGCCUGGAUUUCGGCAUCCUUUCGUGGAUGCGGCCGGUGGGGAGUUGUGGAUCGAUAUCUUGAAGGCUACGUUGAGGGAAGGAUUAGCGCCCAGAUCCUGGACUGACUAUCUGUACUUGAGCAUUGGUGGUACUCUCUCAAAUGCUGGUGUCGGUGGCCAAUCGUUUCUGUUCGGACCUGAAAUCAGCAAUGUAUUGCAGCUCGACGUCGUCACAGGAACGAGUCAGUUAGUUAAGUGCUCUCCGACGAAGAAAUCCGAUUUGUUUCAUGGCGUCCUUGGCGGUUUGGGCCAAUUUGGUAUUAUAACGAGCGCACGCAUAAUUCUUGAGCCUGCUCAUGAGAAGGUAAGGUGGAUUCGAGCAAUGUACACCGACUUUGCGACGUUCACAAGAGAUCAAGAAAUGCUCGUUACCCAGGCUCCAGAAUCAGCGUUUGACUACAUUGAAGGUUUUGUUGUCUUGAAGAAUAAGGAUUCUAGUCACGGCUGGAAUUCCGUACCCUUCGAUGCAAAGAAAAUCGAUCCUAGCAUUAUUCCUGAAGAAGGUGGCUCUGUUCUAUAUUGUAUUGAGCUUGUCAAGAAGUUCAGCCCGAACCACAUGGACACCUUGAAUAAGACGGUGGAGAGGAUGGUGGCUCCGCUGAGCUUCAUCCCAACCCUCAUCUUCACCAUCGACGUCCCAUAUGAGAAAUUCCUCAACAGGCUUCACGAGGUCGAAAUCAGUUUAGAUUCUCAGGGACUCUGGAAUGUGCCACAUCCAUGGCUAAAUUUAUUCGUGCCACGAUCGUCUAUUGGAUUGUUCGAUGCUCUCAUUUUCAAGCAAAUGAUCAAGGACGAUUUCAGUGGUCCAAUCCUGAUCUACCCGCUCAACAGAAACUGGUGGGACUCACGAUCAUCAGCAGUCAUACCAGACGAGAGCAUUUUUUACCUGGUCGGCUUCCUUCGCAUCUCACUGCCAUCGUCAGGAGCCCUUCUCGGCAAUCUAAUCGCUGACAACGACAAAAUCAUGCAAGUUUGCCACAGUGCGAAACUGGGAUGCAAGAAGUACCUUCCCGAGUACGAAGACACAGAAAGUUGGAAGCUCCAUUUCGGCAAAAAGUGGGGAUCAUUCACUCGGAGGAAACAAAAGUAUGAUCCAGAUUUCAUCCUCGCCCCUGGUCAGAACAUUUUUUCGAAGUCUACCGAGUCUCGCUCACUCUGACCAUCUUGUUUCAGUCAUUGCUAAAAAACUUCAUGAAUCCUGUAGAGUUAUUCUAAUCUAAACUCAACCCAGCUGCCAGUUGGGUUCCAAAGCCAGGUUUCAAAUAAGCAACCUGUUGUGAUGUUGAUGAAGACUUCAGAAGGGGAUGAUGAUACAUUCACCAACUUCUGGACUGGAGAUUAAAAAACCACAACUUCGAAAACCUGACUAGCACCUCAAAGCACAGAUUCAAAACAUUUCAUGCGAUUUCGAUGGGGUCUUCUGGAAAAAAGAUCCGUUUGGAUCAGCAUCCCCUUGUCUACAAUGUUGUCGUCAGAGGAAGGAAGUCAUGCUUUUAGAGUCUAAUUCUUGCUACUUUCUCACAACAACAACAGCAAUAGCAAGCUGUAAGCACAGUUGUAUACUGAAUGCUGCAGAGGGGCUUAGAUAAUCAGCUUGAAUAACCCGAAGGAGACAAAAAAAUAAAAGUGGGGCCAGAUCACUAAUACGGUUCUUCAGAAUUAUGCCGUGAUAUAAUGAAUUGUGAGAAUGGCAUGUAUCCUCCAACGACAGUCUGCAUCCUGUUUGGAUGUUGUAUGAUACAGGUACAUGAACUUGUGGUUGUUGGUGUUGGAUCAUUUAUCAA